Molecule: messenger RNA, 1467 nt
Organism: Aspergillus alliaceus
Lineage: Eukaryota; Fungi; Ascomycota; Eurotiomycetes; Eurotiales; Aspergillaceae
Product: putative aminotransferase
Exons: 3
Coding region: 175-1386 (403 amino acids)
Biological process (GO): biosynthetic process
Molecular function (GO): pyridoxal phosphate binding; catalytic activity
Source: RefSeq, a predicted model, not a curated record
AAUUAGAUCGUAAUCCGCAAACCUCGGGCAAAGGGUCCAUGGGGACCAAGAUCUCCUCGUGAGAUAUAUAAAGCAUAGUAACACCCUAAGUGAAUUUGCUUCUCUCGUGUCGUGCACAACCUCCAUCUGUUUCUCCGAAAAGCAUUGCAAAAACCCCCGCUGAAUAGAAGCACAAUGGUCAAAAUCAAGGAGUUCGCUGUUGAGCGGUGGAUGGAUGAUUAUGAGAAUGAUGCCAAGCACAACCUCGCGGAGACCUGCUGUGCGUCAAUCUCGCUCAGUGAUCUCUCGUCCCUUUCUGGUCAGCGAACCAGCAUCGUAGACUACGACCAGAAGCAAGUCUACGGCGCAAUCCGUGGAUCAAAAGCUUUACGGUCUAACAUUGCCAACCUGUACACCACUGAAGCAUCAGUGCCGGUGUCUGCAGACAAUGUUCUUGUCACAAAUGGUGCAAUUCAAGCCAACUUCCUAGCACUCUACACAAACGUGGGACCUGGGGACCAUGUUAUCUGCCACUAUCCAACAUAUCAACAGUUGUACUCUGUUCCAGAAGCGUUUGGUGCUCAGGUUGAUCUGUGGAGGUCAAGGGAAGACGCUGGCUGGCAACCGGACCUGGAAGAUCUGAGAGCACUUGUAAAGCCAAAUACUAAACUUAUUCUUCUCAACAACCCACAAAAUCCAACCGGCGCAGUGCUCGAGCGCGAGAUACUGCAGGGAAUCGUCGACAUUGCACGUGAGCACGAUAUCAUGAUCCAUAGUGACGAGGUAUAUCGGCCUCUAUUUCACUCACUCGAUCCGAGCCAGCCGGAGCACCCGCCAUCCAUUCUCUCACUAGGGUAUGACAAGGUGAUUGCAACAGGUUCGAUGUCAAAGGCAUUCAGCUUGGCAGGUAUCCGUCUAGGAUGGAUUGUGUCAGGGAGUUCUGAGAUUAUUGAAGCGUGCGCCUCUGUUCGCCACUACACUAUUAUCGCUGUCGGACAGCUCGACGAUAGCGUGGCGACGCUUGCCCUCAGCACACCAACCGUGAAUAACUUAAUUGAGCGCAACAUCCAAUUAGCUAGACAGAAUCUCGCUGCAUUGGACAUAUUCAUCAAAGAGUUUGAGUGGGCAACUGAAUGGACGCGGCCACGGGCAGGGACCACCGCAUUCGUCAAAUUCGUUAACAGAGACGGAAAGCCAAUUGAUGAAGUUGCAUUCUGCCAACAGUUGCUAAAGCAAAAGGGAGUAAUGUUCGUCCCUGGCAGCCAAUGCUUCGGAGGUGGAGUCGAUUUCAAAGGCUAUGUCCGGAUAGGUUAUGUUCCAGAGAAUCAGGUCAUGAUAGAUGGUCUCCAAGCUCUAAGGGAAUUCAUGCGCAACGAAUAUGAGCAAUUACCUGCUGCCACUGAAUAGGCUGUCUGAAGCGAGGGACCAAGUGUUUAUCAACAUGGCAUCAUAAAAGUCAAGUUUCCGUACUCCUUGUUUCUUGUUGUU